CCGCUGCCCAACCAGCCAAGAGACAAUGACACUGGUUCGGGUGCCAAGAUCCAUCUGCACGGACAAAGUACCCUUUGCCCGCCCCCUCGCCGAGAGUGUUGGUCCACGCCGUAUCGCACAUUACCGAGAAUACUUCAACAGAAUUCCAGGGCGUCAUAGGCAUUGCGCUGGAUACGGCGAAGAUCCCGCCUGAACUCAAUUGCUUCGUGGCAUUCGUCAAACGUGUGUCGACCGUCACGCGUCUCUUUGCACCACGUACAGAACUUGCCCUCAUUCCGGGCCUUCUCAUCGUCGCGCGUGGACGGGUCGCCUCGUGCGGGCAUUGAGACAGGUAAUGGAACGUAUCCACAGGGGCAGCAGCUGUAGGACAGAAUCUCUUUGGCCAUGCAGGCGCUUUCGGUGUGACCGAUUUUCUCACAUCUGCCACACUGAAUGGUCUUCUGCACUUGGUUUCGACGUUGGUCAUGAUCCUCGUGUUGGUCGAACUGAUGAUUCCGGCCCGAGUAAUGAUUCUGAUUUUGAUCGUACUAGUACCUUGGAUGCCUUUGAUUCCGCGUAUACUUCUGAUUUGGAUGCUGCUUAUUAUGUGGCUUUAUUUCCCGUUGCCUACCUGGGUUGUAUCGGCUGGGCUGUCCUCGAAAAUUGCCUCUAUCCUGAUUGUUCCUUUGCUGAUCCUGGGUAUGUCCAUCUCGGCCUCGUCCUCGGCCCCGUCCUUGUUUCCCCAUGGCUGUCCACCUUGAGCAUAGGCUCUUCUUAAUGUAGCUGUUGGACAUCUCUUGUCGAAAGCCACCACGCCGCGUGGCUUCAGACCUGGCUGGGAGCUGACAACGCAUAAAUCAAAGGUACGAUCGCGCCUUGAGCGGGAUCAAGAGUCGAUUCGAUGCACGAGAGGUACAAAUCGGCGUCGGUAGAGUCUUCCAAGGCAUCCUGGAGGUUAUUCACGGUGGGCAAGUCACUACAAUCUGAGGAACAAACAGCUCCUACGAGGUUUUGUGCUAGUCUGCGCAGACAAUGUCGACUAUGUGUUGUUUCCGUCGGCCGACGAUGCUAGCAAAGAACGUAGAUGGC
Paraphaeosphaeria sporulosa is the source of this 1068-nucleotide messenger RNA. RefSeq lists its product as uncharacterized. Lineage: Eukaryota; Fungi; Ascomycota; Dothideomycetes; Pleosporales; Didymosphaeriaceae. The transcript is spliced from 2 exons. Bases 335 to 757 code for a protein of 140 amino acids. The record is from RefSeq and is a predicted model, not a curated record.